Messenger RNA from Musa acuminata subsp. malaccensis (wild Malaysian banana), 1004 nucleotides. RefSeq names its product homeobox-leucine zipper protein HOX19. Gene Ontology annotation, molecular function: sequence-specific DNA binding; DNA-binding transcription factor activity, RNA polymerase II-specific. The record is from RefSeq and is a predicted model, not a curated record. NCBI's taxonomy places the organism in Eukaryota, Viridiplantae, Streptophyta, Magnoliopsida, Zingiberales, Musaceae. Gene Ontology annotation, biological process: regulation of DNA-templated transcription.
CUCUCUCUCUCAAGCAAUAUAAACAAGAACCAGUAGCGGAAGAGGCAGAGAUCUGAGCGGAGCUAGACAUGGACAUAAACAACUCACAAGACAUCCGUGAGACUGCCCUCUCCCUCGGGCUGGGCGUCGGUCCGACGACAACAACAUCGGCCGAACAUCUCCGGCCACGAGAGCCGUGCUCGCCUCUCACGAACUUGGCCUCCGACCAGCCAUCCCUCGCCUUAAGCCUCUCCACCGAUGCCUACGCUGAAACUGCCAAAGCAAAAGAGGAGUCUCGGCCGGCGCCGGCGUCGUCUUCUCGUAGCGCGGUUUCGUCCUUCUCCUCUCCGCAUGCGACGAUCGUUUUGAGGGAGAAGGAUGUCGGAAGCGACGAAGCGGAGGAGGACGAGGAGGACAACGGAUGUGUCAGGAAGAAACUUAGGCUCACGAAGGAGCAGUCCGCCAUGUUGGAGAACAGGUUCAAGGAGCACACCUCCCUUAAUCCUAAACAAAAACAAGCCUUGGCCAAGCAGCUAAAUCUCCGGCCGCGGCAAGUGGAAGUAUGGUUCCAGAACAGGAGAGCAAGGACGAAGCUCAAGCAGACGGAGGUGGAUUGCGAGAUCCUCAGGAGGUGCUACGAGAAGCUGACCGCGGAGAACCAGAGGCUACGGAAGGAGUUGCAGGAGAUGAAGUCUCUCAGAUUCUCAGCGCCGUCGCCGCUGUACAUGCAGAUCCCGGCGGCCACCCUCGCGCUGUGCCCGUCCUGCCAGAGGAUUAAUGGCUCCGAAGCUGGCAGUGAUGCAGCACCGAAGCCUGGUCUCUUCCUUAAUCCCAUCACACAUCCAGCUCCAUGUUAACGUACUUCAGAAACCCACAACCUCUCUUUUUUUCCUGGGGAUUGUGAGUUACCUUUCAGCUGCUCUGGGUUGAAUUAUGUCAUCUAAAUGCUUGUUUAAUCUAUACGACUCUGUGUGUGUGUGUGUGUGAUCUGUUAGUGAAUCCAAUUCUCAUGAUCAUUUUUAAUA